AUGAGUUAUGUAGGUAAAGGAACUUUUGAUUCAUCAACCUUCGGGAAAUCUUUAUCAUUAAAAGUUGACGGUGGGUUCAAUGCAAUAUCUAUAAACCCAUCCGGUAGAGACGUUGUUCUAGCUAGUAGAAGGGGUCUCUAUAUUAUUGAUCUGGAUGAUCCAUUCUCUCCACCUAGAUGGUUACAACAUAUAACACCAUGGCAAGUUGCAGAUGUACAAUGGUCCCCACAUCCAGCUAAACCGUACUGGGUUGUAUCCACAUCGAAUCAAAAGGCAUUGAUAUGGAAUUUAGCUAAAUCAUCAUCUGAUGCCAUCGAACAUGUCCUUCAUGGUCAUUCGAGAGCAAUUACUGAUAUUAAUUUCAAUCCUGAGAAUCCAGAUAUAUUAGCAACAUGUUCCAUCGAUACAUAUGUUCACGCGUGGGAUAUGAGAAGUCCUCAUAAACCAUUCUACUCUACAAGUGCUUGGAGAUCAAGUGCUUCACAAGUGAAAUGGAAUUUUAAAGAUAGUAAUAUAUUAGCAUCUUCCCAUGGUAAUGAUGUUUUCAUAUGGGAUCUAAGGAAUGGUUCCACUCCAUUAUGCCAAUUAGUUGGACAUGAAAGUAGCGUCAACAGUAUAGAUUUUAGCCGAUUUAAAUCUACAGAAAUAAUGUCAAGUUCAAAUGAUGGUACUGUGAAAUUUUGGGAUUAUUCGGUAAAUAAUGAAGAUUUAACAAGAACUGUUACUACAGAUUUUCCAAUUUGGAGAGGUCGUUAUUUACCAUUCGGUAAUGGUUACUGUAUUAUGCCACAAGUCGGGGGGAAUAACUCUGUAUACAUGAUGAACCUUAAAAGUGAAGAACCCGACACAAAGACUGCAAAACUACAACCUAUAUAUGCAUUCAAGGGACACACAGAUAGAAUAAUUGAUUUCCUUUGGAGGUCCAGGUACUCUGAAGAUGAUAGAGAAUUCCAAUUGGUUACUUGGUCUGAGGAUUGUGAUUUGCGCUUAUGGCCGAUAUCUGAAAGUAUCUACCAGGCUGUGGGUUUCAAUAGAGAAAAAGAGGUAGAAGGAAAAACGAUAGACUACGACUACAUGACGUACAAUCAUGAGCCAUCCAAACCAAGAACUAAUCAGAGUAAUACAUACAAAAAAAUUAAGGAAAAUUUUGUCACAAAGUCUGGUUUGAAGGAUAUCAAUAAUAUAAAUCAUAUUACAUGGCUAUCUGGUGUACGAAUAAAUGAAUCCGAUUCACCCGAAGAUUUUUUCAAAGAAAGAAAACUUCAAAAUUUAGGUGAAGAGGUCAGUUCAGUUGGUCAUAAAUUUCCUAAAGUAUUAUUUGAGAAGAUUUCAGUUUCUACAGGUGAAUUGGCAUUUACACUUAGUGGACCCUGGUCAAAAAGUAAUCCCGAUAGCUAUGUUUUCUUACGUAUCAGCGUAAAAUUUCCACCAAACUACCCUAAUAAAGGAUAUUCCCCAUUAUUCAGCAUUGAAGAGAAUAAAGACUUAUCUAAAGAGCAGAGACAUGACAUUUUGCUCUACUUAAAGGAAAUAGGAACCAAAUAUACGGACGCUGGCCUACAUUGCUUAGAACCUUCUAUAAGAUAUUUACUCGGUGAGAGUAUCAGCUUAGACGAAAUAGGACUAGAUGAAGAGCAGUUGCUCAAUUUUGAUAUAGCAGAUCAUAUCGAUUUUGAUGAUAUCUCCUCUAUAGGGAGUUCUGACGAUAACUCUGAAUUACUUACAGACACCUCCUCUGAAUAUCAGCCUGAAGUAUAUGAUGAUACCUUCGAUAGAGGUAAAAACACUUUUGGUAGGAACCUUGCUUUAGAUACUACACCAAUUCCAAAUGAAUGUGGUGCAAUUUGGACUUCAGCUGGUAAAUUAUUAUGUUUUUUCCCAGUAACUAAGAAGAGUGCUCAUAAAGAGCAUAAUAUUUUAAAACUGUCAAAAAAAAGUAUUUCAAAAGUGUAUGGCCGAAAUGAAACACAUAAAGUAAUCGAUUCGGAUGAAUAUGAUAGCGGUACCUCUACGAGUACUAGGCCGAAGCGGUAUGUAGAAACGUUGACCGAUGAUAGAGGUGAAGAUGAUGAUUAUGAAAAUGAUAAAGCUUCAAAUGAUGGUUCUCUAGCGAUAUCUAUGGGCAGUUUCGACAGUUUUGCUGAUGAUUGGGAUGACAUAAUGGGUAAUGAUAUCGUAGAUCGUAACAGAAUACCUGCAUUACAUGGGAAUUUUGUCAGAACCUUUGGAUCUGCCCCAUCAGCAUCCAUAAGAACAGAUGGUUCAUUAAAGAAAAAUAAAAAUAUAAUCUUUUCAGUUGAUUUUAGUUACUUAAUACCUGAUAAACUUGAAUUAGCUUUGGGUUAUCAAUUCUUACAUUUUAAAGCACAAGACAUGGCAAAGUAUAAUGCCCUUGUUGCUGAAGAGCAAGGUUAUGAUGAAUUGAGUCAUUGUUGGCAGAUAUUUUCAGAUUUAUUGAUGAACCAAAAUGAUGAUAAAAUUUAUAAUAUGUUGUGGGACAAUCAUCCAAUGAGCCUAAAAUGGUUUGUUAAACAAGCAAUGUCCUAUUUUGAACAAGAGAAUAAUGUCCAAAUGUUAGCUAUGCUCUGUUGCGUUUUAGCAUCCUUAACGAUAUCUUUUAUGGAAAAAAUUGACAAUACCACGGAUGAAUUACAAGUGAAUUCAAACAUCGAGAAUGUUUUAACAUUUGUAGAUGGUAAUCACUCUCAACCAAAUUGGCACGUUAACCGUUCAAGAAGCUCUGCAAGUCAAACUGGAACACCAUUUUCUUUAGACCUUUUACGAAUACGUUCCCAUACUGACUAUUUUACUGAUGGAAGAUCUAUAGCUUCUGAAGAUUAUUUCAGUAGCUCCGAACAAGGAAGUGAGAGAGCAUCAUUUCAAGUAAGAUCCCCCGGCUCCAUCAAUAAGGUAUAUGGUAAAGGUCAUCUUAAUCAAACUCAUAAACUACCAGAGAUACAGGUUGAAUUAGUGAGCGAUGAAAUACUCGACACGAUUAAUGAACCUAGUCGAUUGUUUUUCGAUCCUGAGGAUGUUCCGAAGUUUGAAACGUAUAUUUAUCAGUAUUCUCAAUUAUUAUAUAGAUGGGGGUUGCUCUUGGAGAGGGCCAAAAUUUUAAAAUUGGGUUCGAAUUUGGCUUCAAUGACAGGUAAUAAUGCAAAUAUAUUAUCUGAAGGAUAUAUAUCUGGAGGAAUAAAGGCACGAUGGAUUGAACAUGGUACAUCAGGAAAGGUGCUUUCACAUAAUUGUACUUAUUGUAAUUUGAAGAUUACUAGAAAUGUUUUGGUUUGUGGUAAUUGUCAACAUGUUUUACAUAAGACCUGCGCUAAGGAAUGGUGGGCUCUUGGCGAUGAAUGCCCUUCUGGCUGUGGUUGUAAUUGUAUUGAAUUAUUUGAUGUUCGUUAG
Molecule: messenger RNA, 3405 nt
Organism: Naumovozyma dairenensis CBS 421
Lineage: Eukaryota; Fungi; Ascomycota; Saccharomycetes; Saccharomycetales; Saccharomycetaceae
Gene: MTC5
Product: Mtc5p
Exons: 1
Coding region: 1-3405 (1134 amino acids)
Molecular function (GO): protein binding
Source: RefSeq, a predicted model, not a curated record